AUGACGUCAGGGUGUGUGGGGGAGGAGAACUGGGUGGACAGCCGGACAGUGUACAUCGGACAUAAAGAACCCCCUCCGGGAGCUGAGGCCUACAUCCCUCAGCGUUACCCCGACAACCGCAUUGUCUCCUCCAAGUACACCUUCUGGAACUUCAUCCCCAAGAACCUGUUUGAGCAGUUCAGAAGAAUCGCUAACUUCUACUUCUUGGUCAUAUUUCUGGUCCAGCUUAUCAUCGACACCCCCACCAGCCCAGUCACCAGCGGCCUGCCCCUCUUCUUUGUUAUCACUGUCACCGCCAUAAAACAGGGCUAUGAGGACUGGCUCAGACACAAAGCUGACUGCUCUAUAAACGAGUGUCCGGUGGACAUGGUGCAGCAGGGGAAGGUGGUGAGGACGCAGAGUCACAAGCUACGGGUGGGGGACAUUGUUGUGGUGAGGGAGGACGAGACUUUCCCUUGUGACCUCAUCCUUCUCUCUGCCAGUCGUCAGGAUGGGACCUGCUUCGUCACCACCACCAGCCUGGACGGGGAGUCCAGUCACAAGACCUAUUAUGCCGUACCAGAUACCAUGGCCUUUAGAACGGAGCAGGAGGUGGAUUCGCUACAUGCCACCAUUGAAUGUGAACAACCACAGCCUGACCUCUACAAAUUUGUGGGACGCAUCAAUAUUUACAAGGACAAUGAAGAGCCCGUGGCUCGACCGCUCGGAGCUGAGAACUUGCUCCUUAGAGGAGCAACACUGAAGAACACGCAACACAUUUAUGCUGUUGCAGUCUACACCGGCAUGGAGACGAAGAUGGCGCUUAAUUACCAGUCUAAAUCUCAAAAGCGCUCCGCUGUAGAAAAGUCGAUGAAUGCCUUCCUGAUAGUGUAUCUGUGCAUCUUGAUCAGUAAAGCGGUGAUCAACACUGUUUUGAAAUAUGCGUGGCAGUGGUCUCCCGACCGAGAUGAGCCCUGGUACAACCACAGGACGGAGAACGAGCGGCAGCGGCACGUGGUGAUCCGAGCGUUAACAGACUUCCUGGCUUUCAUGGUCUUGUUUAACUACAUUAUCCCGGUCUCCAUGUACGUGACGGUGGAGAUGCAGAAAUUCCUCGGCUCCUACUUCAUCACGUGGGAUGAGGAGAUGUUCGAUGACGAGCUGGGGGAGGGAGCUCAGGUCAACACCUCUGACCUGAACGAAGAGCUGGGACAGGUGGAGUAUGUGUUCACUGAUAAGACCGGCACUCUGACUGAGAACAACAUGGAGUUCAUUGAAUGCUGUGUUGAUGGGAACGUCUACAUCCCGCACGCCAUCUGCAAUGGACAAAUCCUCAGCGCUGCGUCCAGUAUAGACAUGAUUGAUUCCUCACCUGGAGGAUACAGGAGAGAACACGAGGAUCUGUUUUUCCGGGCGCUGUGUCUGUGCCACACGGUCCAGGUGAAGGAGGAGGAGACGGUGGAUGGCAUCAAGAGAGGCAUUCACCAGGGCAAGCCCACCUCCUUCUACAUCUCCUCCUCACCGGAUGAGGUGGCUCUGGUGGAGGGAAUGAAGAGGCUGGGUUACACCUAUCUAAGACUGAAAGACAGCUACAUGGAGAUCCUCAACAAAGAUGACGAGAUUGAAAGGUUUCAGCUGCUCCAUGUCCUGAACUUCGACUCUGUCAGAAGGAGAAUGAGCGUCAUCGUCAAGUCAAGCUCAGGAGAAUACCUGCUCUUCUGUAAGGGUGCAGACUCGUCCAUUUUUCCCCGGGUGGUGUCUGGGAAGGUGGAGCAAGUGAAAGCUCGGGUGGAGCAGAACGCUGUGGAGGGGCUGCGGACUCUGUGCGUCGCCUACCGAAGGCUGUCAGAGUCAGAAUACGAGGAGGCGUGUCAUCACCUGAACGAAGCCAAGCUGGCCCUGCAGGACAGGGAGCAGAGGCUGGCGCAGGCAUACGACAUCAUCGAAAGGGACUUUGUGCUUCUGGGUGCUACAGCAGUGGAGGACAGGCUCCAGGAGAAAGCUGCAGAUACCAUCGAGUCCCUGCACAAGGCCGGCAUGAAGGUUUGGGUCCUGACUGGAGACAAGAUGGAGACGGCGGCGGCUACCUGCUACGCCAGUAAACUGUUUCGUCGGAGCACGCAGAUCCUGGAGCUGACAAAGAAACGCACAGAGGAGCAGAGUCUGCAUGACGUUCUGUUCGAGCUGAACAGGACCGUCCUCAGACAACGCUCCAUUUCUGGGUUGUCAGUCGACUGCAUCGACUUUGGUCUGAUCAUCGACGGGGCCACUCUGUCUGCGGUUUUAAAGCCUAAACCGGAGAGCGCUGGCCACGGCAACUACAGAGAGAUCUUUCUGGAGAUCUGUCGCAACUGUAGCGCCGUGCUCUGCUGUCGCAUGGCACCGCUGCAGAAAGCACAGAUUGUGAAGCUAAUAAAAGCUUCCAAGGAGCAUCCCAUAACCCUCGCCAUCGGAGACGGAGCCAACGAUGUCAGCAUGAUCCUGGAAGCACAUGUGGGCAUUGGCAUCAUGGGUAAAGAGGGCCGACAGGCAGCACGGAACAGUGACUAUGCCAUCCCGAAAUUUAAACACCUAAAGAAGAUGUUACUGGUCCAUGGUCACUACUACUACAUUCGAAUUGCUGAGCUAGUUCAGUACUUCUUCUACAAGAACGUUUGCUUCAUCUUCCCUCAGUUCCUGUAUCAGUUCUUCUGUGGCUUCUCCCAACAGCCCCUGUACGACACCGCCUAUUUAACUUUGUACAACAUCAGCUUCACCUCCCUCCCAAUCCUCCUCUACAGCCUGGUUGAGCAGCACGUCACCAUGGAGACACUCAAGAGGGAGCCCUCCUUGUACAGGGACAUAGCCAAGAACUCCCUCCUCCGCUGGCCUGUCUUCCUGUACUGGACGUGCCUGGGUGUGUUCGACGCCGUUAUCUUCUUCUUUGGUGCCUACUUCCUGUUUGACAACACCACCUUCACCAGCAACGGCCAGCUUAUGACCACCAACACACAGAUGAUGUUUGGGAACUGGACCUUCGGGACUCUUGUCUUCACUGUGCUGGUGUUCACCGUUACACUCAAGCUUGCCUUGGACACACACCACUGGACGUGGAUCAAUCACUUUGUCAUCUGGGGGUCGCUACUUUUCUACGUUAUUUUCUCUCUUCUCUGGGGAGGCAUCAUUUGGCCGUUCCUGAACUACCAGAGGAUGUACUACGUUUUCAUGCAGAUGUUGUCCAGUGGUCCAGCGUGGCUCAGUAUCAUCCUACUCAUCACGGUCAGCUUGUUGCCAGAUGUCAUCAAGAAGGUCCUCUGCAGGGCCAUGUGUCCCUCAGCCACCGAACGUGCACAGGGGCAAGAGAGGCUUUCGCUGGGCGGCGUGGCCGAGUCGACUCCACACUCCUCCCGUCGAUCCUACAAAGGCACGAGCAUGGACUCCUCUCACCUCCACCUUGGUGCUGCGGAGACGCUGUCGCUACACACGUCCGAUCCCCUGCCCCAGAAACUACUGGCCCACUUGGCAGAAGGGGGCCGGGCAGACUUGUGCUCCCUCAGCCCCUACAUGCUACGUCUCUCAGGGGCGGGAUUCGCCUUCUGCGCUCCAGGGCCCGAGACCUCUGUGUGAACAGGAAUGCAAACUCCGAAGUCAGAAUCUUAUGGGCUAAAACAUGCAGCGUGUAGCACAUGCAACCAAGAUCUGCUCUUCAGGAUCAAGGAUUUAUAGAACAUGUUCACGUGCAUCAGAAGCAUGGACGCUCCAUGCUGAGUUCACCAUGUGCAUUUACGGGGAUGCACCUGAGUGAACAACCCUUUAGAUAUUCUCCUCCUGACUCCUCAUCCUUUUCGUUUCCCUGUCCCUGUCUUAGUCUCAUCAAAGUCCCUGCUCAAACUCUUACUUGAAUAAGUCUAAGAACAGAAGGGGAACCACGUGCGAAUGUGCAUCGUUUCUUGCACUAUGUAACUGUCCUGUUUCCGCAUGUCAGCAGGCGGACCCAUUUUACUCCUCGUCCUCAUUUUAGUCCUUGUCCUCAUUUUCGGUCCCACGUUCUCGCCUGUUCCUCCACUUUUGUGUCCUUUCUUUUUUUGCAUUUGAAAACAUUUAUGUACAGUUCCGUGGUCUGGCCAAGUCAAGGGGGGAAGCCGUCAAGCUCAGCCCUUUAGGUGUGCGUGCGUGUGCAUGUGCGAGAGUGUAUGCAUGAAUUUGCCUGUUCUUCUACGUUUGUAUGUGACACACCUUUGCCUUACAGGUAACCACACUGCAGCAGGCUAGGAGCCAAAGGAGAAAUGUGUUUUAAAAACAAAAAAGUAGAAGCAAACGUGGUGUAUUAUAUUACUAAGCCUUACACACACACAUCAGCUGGAGGAGAGAAAUGGGGAAAAUCUGAAGAGGGAUGUGCAGUAUUCUCGCCGCCCUGCCUUAAUUCAUAGAUUUUCAGUGGAUUAUAUUUCUAGGUCAUUGUAAGCAUGUCUGGAGAGAGCGAGGAGGUCUAGAGGGCAUAUAUGUCUGGUACACUGCGCCUGUUCCUCUUCCUCCUUUUCUUUUACCCUCACGAUAGCGUCACACUUCGUUUCCUUUCUCUUCUGCCACUGUCGCAUGUCGGAUCUCUGCUGCAUGCCGGUCCCUUGUCCUCCUUCGUCCAAGACAUCAUCGCUCAUCUCAAACAGUUUCCUCCGAAAUAAUGAGCACACUGUACCUACACGCGCCCCCACGUGGCCAUGAAGGGUAACAGCAGCAGUCGUUUAGUUUUUAUUUAUGAUGUCUUGCCACUCCUCUCUGUUGCAUUGUGCUCGUGCGUUUGCUGCCAUGCUGGGUGUUAUGCAAAACUUAAGUAAGAAUGUCCUGUAGUCAAAUUAUGAUAUGAAGGUUUUUUACCUUUCCCUGUGUUGCAUUAAUCCAUGAGUUUGUUUUCUGUAUUCUAAAAUUAUUGAUGGCACUCACUGUUUAUGUAUGGAUGUAACUUAAAAAAUCUUUUGAUAUGUAUUCUACAGAGAAGGGUUGUAAAUAUGGUCUGUUGUCAUGUUGGACACUUGAAUCAGCGAUGCCACAAUCAAAUCAGUGCGAAUGUUGGAACUGAUUUGUCCAUCAUGUCCUCCAGCGGAAGAUUGUAGCUCAUUAUGGAUGAACCUCUUUUCUGCAUUUCUAACAUCUGAAGUCCUCUUUUUUCCAAAGCAUAUCUGUCGUCGUUGCAUCGCGAGUGACCGGACUCGUGAAGUCUUGAAUGUCAGAUUCCGAAGCAUUUUUGUAUGUUGUUUAUACAGUUUAUUUUCAUACACAUCACACAUCUGCCAACAUUUAUAGAUUCUGUAUUUUUGAUGAUUUAUCAGUUCGGCUGGAGGAGUCUGGAGUUUUUCUCACUCAAACCUCCGCAAGUGAUUUUUUGACCCGCUGUGGCUCAACAUCCUGACCUCAGUUGUUUUCAAGGAAAGGCCUUUGUACUUGUUAUGCAGUGUCACUGUACUUUAAUGACGUGAUGGGGAGCCCUUUGUAGUCAUUCUUCACACACUGUUUUUUUUUUUAGGUAGAUCCUCCGCAGCUCAGUUUUUUCACUUCUUGUCAUUUUUGUGUUGUCCAUUGUGGAAAUUUCUUUUGCUACUUUUGUAUCCCAGAGAGAAGAACUGUAUUUUAACUCCAUUAGAAUGUGUGUUUAAGUUUGUAACCAAAAUGAGAGCAUACGUAUAUGAUUUAUUAGAGAUUUACCAAUAGGUCUACACACUGCACUUUGUUCUAGAAGAGAUCCGUUUCCCCCUGAAAACAAGGUCUACUGUCCGUCGACUGGGGUUUAUAUUAUUCCUCACAAGUUAUUUUUCUAAGAAGAUUGUUGUGGGGGAGAGAGAGGGAAAGAGAAAAAGUGACCAAAUGACUUGACAUGGAAUGGGUUUAUCACACCAGCCUUCUAACUGCUGAUCAGAAUGUCAAACUGCUUUUCUAAGUCCAUCAGCACAAGAGCAGGUGCUCGUCCCGUAACUCCUGAGCUUGGCAAAGGUCUGAAACAUUGACUUCGGUGCUCUGAGCAGCACGCUUCAUAUCAUACCCUCAGUACAGCACUGUUUGUAUUACUAAACAGGUUUUGAGAUAUUACUUUUUUUGUGCGGGGGGGUGGG
Messenger RNA from Paralichthys olivaceus (Japanese flounder), 6062 nucleotides. Lineage: Eukaryota; Metazoa; Chordata; Actinopteri; Pleuronectiformes; Paralichthyidae. The record is from RefSeq and is a predicted model, not a curated record.